Frieseomelitta varia is the source of this 2306-nucleotide messenger RNA. Its product is annotated as ankyrin-3-like. The record is from RefSeq and is a predicted model, not a curated record. The coding region runs from base 213 to 1622 and encodes 469 amino acids. Lineage: Eukaryota; Metazoa; Arthropoda; Insecta; Hymenoptera; Apidae. The transcript is spliced from 5 exons. Gene Ontology annotation, molecular function: protein binding.
AGAAGAAAGAGGAAGGUGCAGCAGGAGAGUAAGUACCUCGACUUGGAAUCGAGUUCUUCGAAACGAAAAUUGCGUAGUUGUCGCGAGCGGAUGAUUUGAUGCGCACACUCCCGCGCGUUCCCUUUGUGUUAUUUUCGGGCGGAAUCACCGUCCGAAGCUUUAAAUAGGACCGUCUUUCCGACAAAGAAGGCAGUUUAAAACAUCAAUUCUACAUGCUGGAGCAUCGCAGAGCAUUCACCAUGCCUUCCGAGUGCAUCGCCAAUCCGUUGCAGCGGGAGCUGGCCGACGCUAUAAUUCGAUUGCAACCGCUCGACGAGAUUCGAAUCCUGCUGGCCUGCGGGGCAAAGGCAAACGAGCCGGUGACGCAGGGCUUGAGGCCGUUGCAUUACGCGGUGUGGCAGAGGUAUACGGAAGCGGCCCAGCUGUUGUUGGUGCGUGGCGCGGACAUCGACGCGACCGACGAAUGCGGCUAUUCGGCGUUGCACCUAGCCGCCGAGCACGGUUACUUCGAUUUGGUCAAACUGUUGCUCGAGCACGGUGCCAAAGUCGAUCAUAGACGAGAAACCGGAGAACUCUUUCCAAGGACGACGCUGUGCGACGAACCGUUGCGACUCGCUUUGAGAAAUCGUCACGUCGAGGUGGCCAGGAUACUGCUGGAGGCUGGCGCCAAUCCGAACAAAAGGUACUUCUUCGGGUCGGAGAUCAAUCUGGUGUCGCCGUUGGAUCUGCAAUGCAUGGAGUUGUUGUUAGCGUUCGGGGCGCAGCCGAACACGCGGGACCGCGCGGGCCUCACACCGUUGAUGAAAGCAGCGAGGCUGCCACAGGGCAUAGCUUCGGUACUGCUUCUGCUGAGCUACGGGGCGGACGUGAAUUCGAUGGCGGACGCGCGACACGACUACCGGACCGUUCUGCAUUACGCGAUUCUCGGCGGUGAUCCGACGGUGAUCGAUCUGCUGUUAAAGCAAGGGGCACGGCUCGAUCUUGGUCCUGAAUAUCAGAAACCCACGGCUCUCGAUCUGGCCAUUUUGAAAGGAGAUCCGUCGAUCGUUCAAAUGCUGUUGGAAUCCGGUGCCGACGUGAACGCUACCUCGCCGAUCAUCGGAUCGCCGCUUCACGUUGCCUGCGCGGAUAACAUUCCAAACCGACUGGAGAUUCUGUCGAUGUUGCUGGAACGUGGAGCGGAUCCAAACUUGGUGAUACGAAGCGACGAAGGUCCCGCGUUGCGGCCAGUACUCGCCGAGUACGUCGCUUCGAACGAGAAUCCCUCGGUCGAGGUGGUGGCCCUGUUACUCAAAUACGGGGCACGAGUCGUCAUUAAGACGCAGUUCCGCGACCCCCACGGCAUAUUGAACUCCCUUCAAAACACCGCGGACAAGCCACGGCUGCUCAAGGCGUUGCUCGAAGCGGCAGAGAGUUUCGAUCCUUGCAUGAUAAGAAGAUCGAGCAGCUUGACAGACGCGCAGAAAGCUCUUGUGAUGGAAGCGGCACGGACACCGUUGCCCUUGACUCAUCAGGCCAGGCUGAUUGUUCGCAAACUAUGCGGCACCAAGUUGCCCAAGAUUGUUCGUAAACUACAGUUGCCUCAAUCGCUGCAUCGUUAUCUUCUCUAUGAUUUCCACUGAUUGUCAUCUUGGCUGUCUUUGGCCGUCUUGACCGUCGUUGGUGUCAUCCAGUUAAUGUCGUCUCGCUGUGGCUUUUUGGUUCGCAACGUGAACCAAAUCGGAUGGCACAUGGCGCAAACGUAGCGGUGUUAUUUCUCCUUCGUGUUUGAUCCGCCACCGUUGUCGCUUCCUUCGUCAAAUGCUCUGUUUCGGCACAGAGAUUUCUUUAGUAUCGCCGUUUCGAUGUCUCUGAUCUGGCACAUUUCACAGCGAACGUGUGCGUUUCGUUCAAACGUGUCAUUGUCCUGGCAAUCGUCGUGCUUGACAAUCGCUUCCAGCGUACACGCCAAUGAUCGUUAGUCGAUCACGUUGCCCUUUUAGUCAAAAUUGCGAAAAAUUAUUUUCUUACUACCAAUUUUCAUUUGAGAUCAACUUUUGUUUCAAAGUAUAUUAUAUAUAUCUAUAUAUUUUUUUUUUUACUUACUCUCAAUUGUCCUGUUCCCAUCAGCGACUCGUCCACGACAUAAAUUUCCAAGUAAAAUAACUGCGUUUACGUGAAUAAUGCAACUGACUUUGUGUAUACGCGUAUAUGUACGCAGGCGUUUUUAUCCAUAUACGUACAUCUGUUAUAAUAUAUAUAUAUACAUACGUACACGUAUUUUGUAUACUUGUAAUGCUGGAUAAAAUUCAAUAGAUUCUCUAAAA